AUAAAAAUUAAGUGAGCUGACAGAACAGAGCAGCUCCAGGCUUCAUCUUCUAGAGUUGAGUUUCUAACGACCUGGUUCUUUACCACAGCACAGGUUAAAAACUGAAGGGAAGAGUCAGAUUACCUGAUCUGUAACCAUGAUUGGUGAGUUGAUCAGUGUAGGUGCUCUCCUUCUUGGAGCUGUGUCAUCUCAAUUUUCACCAGAUCCAUCUUCAUCUUCCACAUUUAUCUCUGAUGAAGGACCAUGUCGGAUUUACAACUUUGGUCUGUCAGCAGACUGUCAGGGAAAACAGCUAGAUUUUGUUCCAUGGAGACAACUUCCAGUUACACUUGAAAGCAUUGACCUCUCCUAUAAUGAGCUUCAUGUUAUCAGUGCAGCUGACUUUGAGAACUUUCCUCAGCUUCGCAUCCUUCUGCUGCAGUACAACAACAUUUCACACAUUGCCAAUGAGGCUUUUAAAAAUAACCCAUUACUGGAGCAUCUCAACAUUUUUAAUAACUCAUUGCAUGAAAUUCCCGCUUCACCUCUGACGUCCCUCCUCAAUCUGAAGGAGCUCUCCAUGUCAAAUAACCUUUAUAGACAUGCAACUUUAGCAGAGAGUUUCUCUAAAUUAGUCAGACUCAAAGUUCUGUCCUUGGGUGGCCCUUUGGUGAUGGGACUAAAGAAAAAUGAUUUUCAGCCCCUAAAAAACAUCCAGUUGCAAGAUUUUGCCAUCAAGUGCUCCUCUAAUUUAAGUUACUACGAGCCAGGAAGCUUAGAAGUCAUCCACACAAAACGGAUGGGCUUUGACAUGGCGAUCGAUCAACGACCGAAUGCUCUCCAUCAUAUGCUACGUGAUCUCGCCAACAAGACACUCAUUGCCAUUCAAUUCCGCAACCUGUUUGAAUUCACAUACUACAUGGGUGAUGAAGAUAUUUUCCUGAACUUAAAAGACAUUAGAGCAUUUCAGCUCAUCUUUCACAGAGGCAAGUUUAACGAAAAUCUCCUGAAGAUGGCAUUACUGAACUUACAAGUGACUCCCAUCAAACAGCUUAGACUUCAGUACAUCGACUUUGCCCGUUCACCAACAUUUGUCGACAGUGGAGCAGGUUCUAGCAUAACCAAGCUGAGUCUGGAUAAGUUGGAUCUUUGGUAUAUCAGCAAUCCUGAUGUGCUGCGAUUUGACUGGCGCUUCACCUGGUUCAAGAGAAUAAAGCAGCUGUCAAUCCAGUAUGUGUAUUUCAGCAGUGUGCCUUGUGACUCCUGGGACGAGAUGGAAGGUGUGGAGUUAUUAGAUGUUUCAAACAAUCGAUUGAAUGAUUAUGUUCUCUACAACAAGCGAUGUAAUUACGAAGGUUCCAUGCCAAAUCUUCUCACCUUCAACCUAAGCACCAAUGCGCUGACCAGUCUAGAAGACCUAUCGUCUCUGACAAAGCAGUUCAGGAAGCUGCAGGUACUGGAUCUCAGCAACAACAAACUGGGAUCUGCAAAAGAAAGUCGACACUGUGUUUGGACACAAAAUAUAACUUGUUUUAUUGCACAUCACAACUACUUUUCAAGUGAAGCAUUUCACUGUUUACCUACCACUGUUUCUUACUUGGAUCUGUCUGACUGCAACAUGGACCAGCUGGACUUGACCUACUUUAAGAAAGCCACAAACCUAAAAAUUCUGUUACUGAGUGGGAAUAAAAUUAAGUUCAUCCCAUCUAAGUGGGAGUCCCCAUCGCUUCAGUUUUUAGCUUUGGAUGGAAAUUCAUUUGGAUUGAUAAGCAAAGCAUCCUUUCAACAUAUGCCUCAACUGUCUCAGCUCAGGGCAGGAAACAAUCCUUACCAUUGCACUUGUGAGCUUCAUGCUUUUGUCCAGGAGACCAUUGCAAUUGGAAAGGUUAAUCUCACUGACUGGCCAUUGAAUUACAGAUGCUAUCACCCAGAACCGUUCCUCAAUACCUUAAUAUCCAAAUAUUUCCCUGGUCAAGUAGCGUGUGACAUCAGACUUGUUAUCAUCAUUUCUGUUGCAACCACUGCCGUAGUGAUCUUGAUAUUUGUUCUAAUUUGCUAUAUUUUUGACCUCCCAUGGUACACUAAAGCCACGUAUCAGAUCAUACAAGCCAAAUACAGGGCGCACAAGGAAAAUCUAGCAGGGGACAUUGGGAACUUCAACUAUCAUGCCUUCAUAUCCUACAGCCACUCAGAUGCUGACUGGGUGAGGGACCAGCUUUUACCCUGUUUGGAGAACAACAAGAACCCCUAUCGUCUGUGUAUUCAUGAGCGGGACUUUAUGCCAGGAAAAUGGAUCAUUGACAACAUAAUUGAGAACAUUGAAAGCAGUCGUAAGGUUAUUUUUGUCCUUUCCCGGCACUUUGUGAACAGUGAAUGGUGCAACUACGAGCUGUACUUUGCUCAGCAGAGAGCAAUGGGAAAGACCUUCAGUGAUGUCAUUCUGGUGCUGAAGGAGCCCAUUGAUCCAAGUUCCUUGCCCAGCAAAUAUUGCAAGCUCAAAAAGAUGCUGAGUACCAAAACAUACCUGGAGUGGCCCCAACAAGUCAACCAGCAGCCAUUUUUCUGGGCACAGCUGAGGAGUGUUUUGGGUAAACCCACAAUGACUCGUGAGGGAACUAACAGCAUCAGGAGUAGAAACUCAUCCGGACAAUUGUCAGGAGCUUAUUAAAACUCUUGAGAGUUUGUUGAAGAAAGGAUACCAGAAGUAGACAAACCUCUUGAGGGCAACAAAAAAGAAAUUCAAAGUGAAAUUAUUCACUGAACUGAAAUUGAACUACAAGAUCGAAAAAAUUCUAAAUAUAAUGCGGCUUUUCACAUUUCCACAAUGUCUUUUUGGCAAGUACUUGUCCAUCUUGAUAACAUCAAGUUGAUAGAAGGACCCACCACUUUCUCACUUUGCGAUGAGAGAUUAGUAUAUAGUAAUUAGUAAUGUUUAUUCUGUAUUGUAACUGUUUUAAAUGUUUUGUUCCCUCUCCAUAACAUGGGAAACAAUACUUUAUAGUUUUGGUGUUAUUGUUUUAACAGCAGCUGUCGAUUAAACUGAAAGUUACAGUCUUAACAUGAUUUCGUGAGUCAUGUUACCGAAAAACCGAUCGUGAAACUGAUUUGGAUCCGCCUCUCUGGCUGCAGCUAUUCACCGCGGAUUUCACACAAGACCUGAUUCUGUUUUCUGGAUUUUGACUCACUGGCUCCCCCUGGUUGUCAUAUGAAGUUGUUGCAGUGACACAAAAUAUUUGCGUUUCAUUGCAUCAUUCACUUGACCUCCAAAUGUCACAGCAGGCUCAGCAGAUAGACAAAUAUUGUUUCUCAGUCAGAAAAGUAACUUGUGAUGACUGAAAUUGCCAGAAAAGGAAUACUUGUUAUAAAAAGAAAAAAUAAUUUAUAAUUCAUAUAUAAUACUAAUCUAAAUCAAGGCCAGCUGCACACCAUUUUAGAGCAGUUUCUUCUGCUGACUAGUUUUAUGUAGAUAGAGAUUUAAUUUUCCAGCAGGAGUUAGCACCUACCCAUACUUGGUAUCAAUGCUUACUUGAAUAACUGGUACUGGUCAACAAACUGGUCAUCAUGCCUGAUAAAAACUGUUGAAAUUAAGACUGGAUUAUUCAGCCUCAAUAAUAGACAUUAGCUGAACACUGUUAUUAAAGCAACAUUGGCUUUCUGAAACCCAACAGCAGAAUAUUUUUUUAUUUUUUAUGUUUUUUUAAUGGAAAAACAAUGAACAAUUGCAGAUUUAUUGAAUGUACACAUAGAGCAUUUUCUGAUGUGUAAUAAUACUUUAGUUGAUUUAAUACUUGGACAAUACUUGACUUAAAUUGAACUGAAUACUUACAAAACAUAUCAAGAUAGAGAUGUACCUUACUGUACAUCUUAUUAAGGCUAUUUUUGUAAUAUAAUCUGAUAUGUAAAACCGUUCAAAAACAAAAGGGCAUGUAUAUGUUUCCAUGACUUUAAAGGGCAUAGCAGCAGAUGGAAAGCUGCAUAAAUGACCUCACUGGCCGUAUUUGUUUUAACAGCAUUCUUGUUAAGGAUAUCAGCUCCACUUUAGUCUGGUUUAACUGUUAUAAAAUGAAAAUAUGGAAAUGCAUAUGAAACCUUUACACAGAGGCCAGUGAUGCAAAUAUUGAUGCAAAUGCAAAUGUUUAAGGAUUUGAACAGCACCCUGUAUCCUUAAGUAAAGCACUGAAAGCUGCCUAAGUUGCAAAUUAUAGGAAGCCAUUUGCAAAACAGGACAUAUAAUGAAAUGAGUCAUUUUAUAAAUUGAUGUCAUAUUUUAGUAAUUUAUUGAAAAGUUUGCCUUGUGAUUUAAUUUAAGAGAACCCCACUACAAUAAUAUCAGAGCAUAAGUCUCGUUAUAAAAUGAUUAAGAUUAACUCCAAAGGUAAAAUUUCCAUAAUAAACUUGUCUGUGGGUAAAUGUUUUAUGUUCAGAAAAUUGUAAACAAGCAAGGAAAAAAAAACAUUCUAGAUAAUUAUUGCCCUACAGAAGAAAAGAGCUGCCUCCCAGGCAAAAUAAAAAUAGCCAUAUAUUAUGUUGGACUGGUUAAAUGUGACAAUGUUCUUGUUCUAACAAUACAUAUCAUACAAUAUGCUAUCUUAUUACAAGUUAUAAAUAUGUUCAUGAUCAUUCAAUAUAUUUAUAAUGUUAUAAUGUAACAAUUUACAAAUUUUUUACCUUGCAUGGGUCUGAAAAUGUCUUUUGGUUAUUAAAAAUGAAUGUAGUUCAGGUGGUGUAGAUUGGAGCUUCCUCUGCCCCUCCGGAUCCCAUUGAUACCUCAGUGGGAUCAAACUCAUUGUUCCUCCCGGAAAGAACUGUCUAGUUUUUAACUUCCUUCUCAGUUUGCACAUGCAGCAGCAGAUUUUCUCCUUGGCUCAACCCAAACAUCAAAUACAAACAGGAAAGCUUGAAGUAAUCCUUGAGACCAGGUGAUCAUGAUCAUGAUCAUGAUUAUGAUCAUGAUCAUGACCAGGGGCACAUUUAAAUCCCAGGUGUAAAUCAUGCAUAAGAGCAGGAAGCUUGUAACAUUAUACAAUCUGUAAAGGGCCCACGUACCAAAUAUAUGGCGCGCCACUAUUUGUUAUAUGCAGUGUAUA
Messenger RNA from Gambusia affinis (western mosquitofish), 5066 nucleotides. RefSeq names its product toll-like receptor 18 (gene tlr18). Gene Ontology annotation, cellular component: membrane. Bases 137 to 2647 code for a protein of 836 amino acids. Gene Ontology annotation, molecular function: transmembrane signaling receptor activity; protein binding. The record is from RefSeq and is a predicted model, not a curated record. The transcript has 4 exons. Gene Ontology annotation, biological process: immune response; toll-like receptor signaling pathway; inflammatory response. NCBI's taxonomy places the organism in Eukaryota, Metazoa, Chordata, Actinopteri, Cyprinodontiformes, Poeciliidae.